CCCACUUUGAUGACAGGAGACCAGACAACAACAGAGAGUAAAAGUUUUAUUCCAGCAGCUGAUUCUGAAACAACGAGAAGACUAAAGGAUAUUGAAACAGCUUUAUCAUCCCUUCAAGACACAAAACAAAAGACUGAAGAUGACAUAUCAGAAAUAAAACAAUGGAGAGACAACUUUGUAGCAGAACAAAGUGAUAUGGGGAUAAAUAUUGACAAUUUGUCUAAAAAACAAAAACAAAAUUUUAAAAACAUUAGGAAACAAAUACAUGAAGAAGAUAGCAGAAUGCAUGAGUUGAAUAACGAAAUAAAAAUUGUAAAAGAAAGAGAAACAAAGACGGAUAAAGCAAUAGAGAAACUGUUUCUAGAUCUGAGAGAGUUCAAAAUCCACUUACAAAACAUUAAUACAGAGAUGCAAGCUAAUACAGAAAAGAUAGAAAAUUUUACACAAGAAUUUAAAAAACAUUAUGAUUGGAUAUCUACUGUGCAAGAAGAAGGAACGAAGCAUCAUGUUGUAAUAUGUAAACUUUUACAACAAAAAUUUAUUCCCAUUGACAAAAUGAUUCAAACAUAUAAUCAUAAUUCUAAGUGUAUGGAGGGAAGACUGAAGAAGGUAAAAUAA
This is a messenger RNA of Physella acuta, 618 nucleotides long. RefSeq lists its product as uncharacterized. NCBI's taxonomy places the organism in Eukaryota, Metazoa, Mollusca, Gastropoda, Physidae. The record is from RefSeq and is a predicted model, not a curated record.